Molecule: messenger RNA, 465 nt
Organism: Echinops telfairi (small Madagascar hedgehog)
Lineage: Eukaryota; Metazoa; Chordata; Mammalia; Afrosoricida; Tenrecidae
Product: translationally-controlled tumor protein-like
Exons: 1
Coding region: 1-465 (154 amino acids)
Cellular component (GO): cytoplasm
Molecular function (GO): calcium ion binding
Source: RefSeq, a predicted model, not a curated record
AUGAUGAGAGGUUCUCCGACAUCUACAAAAUCCAGGAGACCGCAGACGGGCUGUGUCUGCAAGUGGAGGGGGGAGAAGGGCAGUAGGGUCGAAGGUAACAUUGGGGGGAACGCCUCAGCUGAAGGCCCCAAGGGCGAUGGAACAGCAAGCACAGUGAUCGCUGGUGUCAAUAUUGUCAUGAACCCUCACUUACAGGAAACCAGCCUGACCGAGGAAGCCUACAAGGGGGACAUCAAAGACUACAUGAAAUCAAGCAAAGGCAAACUUGCAGAGCAGAAACCAGAAAGAGGAAAGCCUUUUCUGGCAAGGGCUGCAGCACAAAUCAAGCAUAUCCUUGUGGAUUUCAAAAACGACCAGCUCUUUCUUGGUGAAAACAUGAAUCCAGAUGGCAUGCUUGCUCUUCUGGACUGCCAGGAGGAUGCUAUGACUCCACAUACGAUCUUCUUAGAGCUGGAGAAAUGUUAA